GUCUUUCCUUUAUUUGAAGGCUACAAUUGUGCAAACAAUGCUCGCUUGGACACACCCAGAGAUCAGCGCACUUUUAACAUCGUACCUGCAAACAGCAACUAUCAGCUAGGAAAAGAAGGCGUUGGCCCUUGCCUUAAGGAUGCUUUUAAAGACAUUUUGCUUGUUGUUGUCUACAACUACCCGUUUUACGACAGUAUACCUCACCUCAGCGCGCUUUACAGACCAGCCUUUCCUCAUCUUUUAUUCUGCGGACCUUCUCAUAACACAACUCGCUCUGGAAUCCUCACUGUUAAUAUCUACAGAGGUAUUCUGGGAUAUGAGUGCCUUGGAAGAGCGACACGUGAGCAUCCGGGAUACAGGGGCUAUUUUUACAUCAGUGAUGACGUAAUUCUUAAUUAUUGGAAUUUCCCGGAUUUUGACCGGGAAAAGAUAUGGGAGUCGUCGUUUUCUUUUGGAUCGACUCCGGUUUACGAACCCGCGCGCACUGAUUGGUACUGGUGGAUUUCCCCGUACGGUUUAAAUAACUGCCGAAGAGCUUGCGAAGAUGUGGCGAAUAUGAAUUUCGUUGAAAAGAAACUCAACGUUAAGUAUCACCUAGGUACUCUCUCCAAGAACAGCAAUGGAAGCCUGCGCUGCUUCAGCGGUCGCUCGGACAUUUUGUACAUUCCAAGAAAGCACGCAAAAGCGUUUUCAAUUCUGGCGGGAACGUUUUAUGAACAGAAGGUUUUCUUGGAAAUUGCUAUACCCACAAUAAUUCGGUUCUUGGAACGAAGCGAGAACAUAGGCCGACUUCCAGGCUAUUAUAUACCGGGAGAUGUCAGAAAGAAUGAUUUUCGAGUGACUGAUAGCAGGUAUUUCUGGUUUGUAUAUUUUCCAAAAAACAAGAUAUGGUUCAUUCAUCCUUUUAAACUUCAUGGACAAGAAAUGGACAAGAAAUUUAACUUAGUUAUGUUAAAAUUCAUUCUCAUAGAAAAAGUGAGAUCGCAAACAAGCUGCGCACCCAGUGUGAGGCAGACAAAAAACGUAAUCUGA
Porites lobata is the source of this 1032-nucleotide messenger RNA. The record is from the annotation of a GenBank genome assembly. Lineage: Eukaryota; Metazoa; Cnidaria; Anthozoa; Scleractinia; Poritidae.